AUGUCGCCCAUGAAGCUGUGUGUUCCAGGUGACAAACUAUGCAGUGUAGAAGACUGUAUACCCGGCACAGGAGUGUACCUGCGGCACGGCUACAUAUACUCCUCACUAGCAGGCUACGUGCUGAGGAAAAACGAGGGAGAGGAGUUACCAGUAAUCUCAGUGGUGAGGGAAACAGAAGCACAACUACUACCAGAUGUUGGAGCAAUAGUCACCUGUAAGGUGACCAGCAUCAACCCAAGGUUCGCCAAGGUCCACAUCCUUUAUGUAGGCUCCACGCCGCUCAAGGACCGCUUCAGAGGCACCAUCAGAAAAGAAGAUGUACGAGCGACAGAGAAAGACAAGGUGGAGACCUACAAAAGUUUCAGACCAGGUGACAUCGUCCUAGCAAAAGUGAUCUCUCUCGGUGAUGUGCAGUCGAACUACCUGUUGACUACAGCAGAGAAUGAACUGGGGGUGGUGGUGGCACACAGUGAAGCAGGUGCCCAGAUGAUCCCCAUCAGCUGGUGUGAGAUGCAGUGUCCUCGAACACAUUCCAAAGAGUUCCGCAAAGUGGCACGAGUGCAGCCGGAGUAUCUACAGGCAUGAGAGGCCUGAAAAGUCUUCUUCCCACAAGGAACACACAGCUUCCCCUCCCUCCUUCACUAUUGUCACAGAGCCUCCCGACUCUGUUUCAGAUGUUUUAUGAGAGACUGGACGACAUGCGUAUCGUCGGCUGCUUCCUGGUUUCAUGACUUUCUUAAGUGUUUAAGUAACUUUCCAUCUGCACAUUUGUCACCAUUUGAUUGUGCCACCUUGAAAACACUAAUGCAGCAUCAGACCAAACUGCAAAAUUGUCAGGACGUUAUAAACAAUGUAGCAUUAGUGGAAAUUUGAAAGCAUUUGCCAGUGAUGCAGGGCUUUUUAAGUUUUCAUUAAACUGCCUUAUGACAACCUGAUUUAGAACUGUAGACAAAAGAAAUGACUCAGUUUACUCAGGACGUUAUAUUACGCUGAUAGUCUCCAGCUUUCUAAGCUGAGAAGCUAAAAGCAUCUGGAUUUUGUACCUAGUAAAGAAAGGUCUUUCCCAGAUGCUAAGUUGCUAAUAAGAAUUAUGGAAUUAUCAUCAGGUCACUCAGAUGAUUUUAGCAUUUGGUCAAGAGUUGUAUCUUGUGUAAGGAGCAAAUGAACGCUCUGUAUUUUGUAACCAGAGAAAUCAUUGCAAAUGGCAGUGACUUUGUUUCAAAAUAAGGAGGAUUUGACCAAAAAUGAUGCAUAGUGUGCAUUGCACUUUGAAUUGCAUGAUGUCAUGUAGGUGGCCGACCAUUUUUUUUAUUCUUUGUCCAUAAAAGUGACAGAGACAUUUUUUAUCUACCUUUCCAACUUUUCCAGUUUCAAGAAAACUGGAUGGACGAAUGUUGUCCACAGACUAGGUUUAAAGGAAAGUGAAUGUUCAGUUAGAAUUACAACACAACUACUGAGGACAGAAUGAAAAACGUGAUAGCCAUAUAUUUCUUAGUUUUCCAGCACAUUAUCAAGGUGAAACGCUUGUGAACCAGCAAAGCAGAAAUGUUGUAAUGUUUUUCUUGAAGUAAAGCGUAAUUGGACUUUCCUUAUUCUUUCCUUCUUUACAGCAGAUGUCAUGUGCAAGAAUGAAAUAAAAGGACUAU
This is a messenger RNA of Scomber japonicus (chub mackerel), 1646 nucleotides long. It is a transcript of the gene exosc1, whose product is annotated as exosome component 1. NCBI's taxonomy places the organism in Eukaryota, Metazoa, Chordata, Actinopteri, Scombriformes, Scombridae. Gene Ontology annotation, molecular function: RNA binding. Gene Ontology annotation, cellular component: nuclear exosome (RNase complex); cytoplasm. The coding region runs from base 1 to 585 and encodes 194 amino acids. The record is from RefSeq and is a predicted model, not a curated record. The transcript has 8 exons. Gene Ontology annotation, biological process: RNA processing.